AUGGCAAUAAAAUUGGAAGAAAAUCAGCAAAACAUGAUUUAAGAGUCAAACAUACUCAAAGAAAUCAAUGAUAAAUACGAGAUAAAUGAUAAAUUGACAACUCGGAUUGUUCCUUACUUCUAUGAACGCGCAACUAUCGUAGACCCUACAUACAAAUAAUUUCUAGCAAUGGAAUAUCUACCCUAGAGCCUGAAAGAGUUUUAUGAUGAGUAAAAGGGCAAGAAAGGAGGACUCAGUUUCUGUUAAAUAGCUCUCAAAGUCUUCGAAUGCAUUAAUGGAUUCCAUGAUCAAGAAUAUAUUCAUCGUGACAUCAAACCAGAUAACUUCAGAGUUAAGGAUGGAUAAAUUUUCUUAAUUGAUCUUGGGGCUUCAAAAAAGUAUAUCGAGUAUGGAGUUCAUAUUCCCGAAAUGGGAGACAGAGAUAUAGUAGGAAAUCAUCUGUUUGCUUCAAUUAAUGUUCAAUCAAGGAUAUAAGCUUCUACUAGAGAUGACUUUAUUUCAGCUUUCUAUGUACUAUACUGGCUUAUAUAUGACGGUGAUAUUUAUUGGGAUACUGAAGUGCAAGAAAGCGGUUACAUGUCUCAUAAUCAAAUAUCCUAAAUGAUUGAAUUAAAGAAUUCGGUACAAGAAUCAUUGGAUGAAUCAAACCCAGAUCUUAAAAAAAUGCAACAAAUACUAGCUCACUUAAAUGGAUUAAGAUUUAAUGAGCGUCCGAAUCUUCAAAAAAUUCAAAAUAUUCUCUUUGAAUAGCAAAGCUUAACACAUUAAAAGAUUAAUCUCAAUAAUUUAGCAAUCUACACACCUUUCAGCUUAAUGGUUUAGGUUAGAAUUUUAGAAUCUGAUCUCUAAAAUAAAGAAAAGGAGCAUAAAUAAUAAAUACAAGACAUUGAACAUAAUUUUAUCUCACUUCAAAAUCAAGCUACGCAAUUUUAAGAUUAAAUAGGUCAUCUCACUUAGGAAAAUGAUAAACUUAAAUAAGAGAAUAAAGAACUGCUUAGAGAUAUCUCUAAUUAACGGGAAACAAUAGAUACGCUGUUAAACUAAUAAAAAGAAACUUUAAAUCCAGAUAAGGAGAAAUCAAAAUUUUCAAUGAGUCAUCAUUCUUCUACUCAUGAUACACUAAUGGAAGAAGUCAAAAGGGAUCAUAAUUUACAUUAAUAAGAAUUUCCAAGCGAUAUUGUAUUCUCAAAACUUGAAAAGUCUUAAUAAGAAGACAUAUUUCGGAGAAUAAACGAAGAUCAGAAAUCUAUGUUAACGUAUUUUGAAAAAUUGAUCAUUAGCUAAUACUAAUACCAACAAAAACUCUUAGAAAAGCAAUAUGACUAUAAAAUAAAAGAAGAUAUAUGGAAAAAUUAGUAAAAUCAUGAUGAUCACCGGCAUAUAAAAAAAUUAAUAAAAUUAGACCUAUCAAUCUCUCCAGAAGUAUAUAGAGAGAUUUUAGGUAAGGAAUUAGAAGUUUCAGUAAUUUUUGUUAAAAAUGGAGAAGACUAGCCAGCUCAAUAAAUGAUAUUAAUUGAUAAAUCAAAAAAGAUUUUUACCUACCGAACCUCUGAUCAAAAUACCUAGGAGCAGAAUACAGAAUAAUCCUACUUUUUUGAAUUAUAUACUUACAGAAUUUCAUCAAGGAAAAAUGAAAGGUUUGAUGAAAAACGUUAUUUUAUUCAAAAGAGUGAUAGCAAAAGAGACAUAAAAUUGUAUCGAUUUCGUGAACAUGUAUAUAAUCUCUUUAAUUUAGAUCAUGACUAUGACUAUGACUAUGUUUGA
This is a messenger RNA of Stylonychia lemnae, 1764 nucleotides long. Lineage: Eukaryota; Ciliophora; Spirotrichea; Sporadotrichida; Oxytrichidae. The record is from the annotation of a GenBank genome assembly.